AUGAGGAAGACCACGAGAAGGAAAGACAAACGCAGCCAAGUUCCAGCCAAACUCAACCCCACCACUGCAGCAACAUGUCGCGUGGACAGUGGUCUCACGACAUCACAGGAGGCGAAACAGAACAAUGACGACGAUGACGAAAAAGACGAUUUCCUUGACGGAGACGAUGACGACGAUGAUAACACAACAUCCGACGUGGCUGAUAAGGGUGCUUCGAUGGAAAAGGAAGAAAGCAAAGAGAAAGAUAAAAUAAAGGGCAAGAAUCGCGAAAGUGCGAAGGGAGGCAAAGAGGCAGACGACAGCAGUCAGGAAGAGGGCAAGAAAAGGUCCAAAAACGUAAGCGAGGAGAGCGAGGACGCUGCAGACAAUGUACCGAAAGACGACGACAAUGACGAGGACGAAGACGACGACGACGACGACGAGGCGGUCCAACCAGACGGGAGCAGUUCCAACGAGGCCCUCGCAAACGCAGAGAAGUUACCCUUCAGAACUGCUGAGGAAGAAGUUGCCGGAAAGGGAGAGUCCGAGGCCGAGUUCGAGAAGAUAUCGAAGCCGAUUGAGGUCGAAAUCGUCGGGGCGGACUCCAAGCAGGCCGCGCUCAACGUGACCGCCGCGGAGAGGCUGUCAGACUCGGACCAGUUGGACACCACGGCGGCCCCAAUCGCCUCAGUGAGCGUCAAGAGGCCAAAGAAAAGCCCCGACGGCGAGCUGCACAUGAUCGCCGUCAACGUCACGUCCAACCAAAAGAGGACGCGUGUAGGAAAGCGGGGCGCCGGUCCUGGCCCCACCGUCUGUAUCGCCACCGCCUACGACGACAGCGCCUCCGCCGCCGACCACAAAGGCACCCCCGCCGCCGCCUCCUCCCCCUACGCCACCGCCGAUUACCAUUAA
Messenger RNA from Frankliniella occidentalis (western flower thrips), 891 nucleotides. RefSeq names its product nucleolin-like. Lineage: Eukaryota; Metazoa; Arthropoda; Insecta; Thysanoptera; Thripidae. The transcript is spliced from 4 exons. The record is from RefSeq and is a predicted model, not a curated record. Bases 1 to 891 code for a protein of 296 amino acids.